GUACCGUUAUUCCUGAGGAGACUAGGCCUGCCGCACACGGAGGUGGCUGACUGGAUCCUGGGGCUGCUUGAACAACGACCUGGCCCCAUGACGCAAAGAGCCGCUCGAAGGCGCAGAGAGGACUCACCGCGCAGACCACCAGCACACAGGUUUCCAAACCCGGCCCAACACGCCGAAUGA
Molecule: messenger RNA, 180 nt
Organism: Pelobates cultripes (western spadefoot toad)
Lineage: Eukaryota; Metazoa; Chordata; Amphibia; Anura; Pelobatidae
Source: the annotation of a GenBank genome assembly